AUGAACAAGGGAGAGGAAGAGAAGAAGACAAUGAUGAAGAAGCUCAUUCCCAACAAACAGAUUGUCCUGAAUCACUAUGUAACUGGGUACCCAAAAGAGAGUGACUUUGGAUUGCGAUCCUCUACAACCAGUUGCACCCUUUCCCAUGGUUCCACAUCAUCUGCUGUUCUUCUAAAGAACCUAUACCUCUCCUGUGAUCCUUACAUGCGCCACCGCAUGUCCGAUCAUAUCUCCCAUUCCGGGACUAUUGUCCAGUCCUUCACCUCUGGCUCUGUCGUUGUGGGAUAUGGCGUGUCCAAAGUCAUAGAGUCCACACAUCCAAGCUUCAAAGAAGGCGACUUUGUUUAG
Molecule: messenger RNA, 348 nt
Organism: Prunus armeniaca (apricot)
Lineage: Eukaryota; Viridiplantae; Streptophyta; Magnoliopsida; Rosales; Rosaceae
Source: the annotation of a GenBank genome assembly